UUAAGUAUUAGUUUGUUGUUGUAAGUAGUAGUGAAUGCUCUUGUCGCUGUAUUAGUGGCAGUGUUACUAUUAGAAUUAAUAUUAGUAUUGGUAUUAGUGGCAGAAGUAGUAGAAGUAGUAGUCGAGGACGACGACAAGUGGACGGGGGAAAAAUAGAGAGACAGUAUGAUAAGCUUCAACAUAACAUUAGUUCGCUCGCUUUUCAUUUGUCGUUUACCAUCAUCGACUGAAAGAUCUAUUCUGUCUAUUUAUCCAACACACAACUGAAUUAUGAUACACACUGAGGAAAAAAGUGCCGCUUGAGGUUUAAAAUCAGUACUGUGGUGGAAUAUAAAGGAAAAUAAAUAAAAAUAAGUAUUUAUAAAUUCUUUUAAGUGAUAAAAAUAAAAAAGUAAAAAUGAGGAAUGAUAAUUCAGUGACUGAAGUGGUGGGACAGCGUCAUCACGUGGAUUCGGUUGUUUUGUUGCGGUAGGAAAUAGCCGGAAGUGGGGAAAAGUGGGGAGUUGUAGAAGAGGAAGAGGUAGAAGAGGCAGUAGAGAGCAAAGGGGUGAAGAAAUAAGUGAACAAGUCAGUUAAGAAGGAGAAUAUUAAAAGAAGAAUAAGUGAGGUCUUUUUCUCUCUCGCUGGCUCUUCUCGCUCUCACGCCCGCGCUCCUCCGCGAUACGAGGAAGAUCCGGAAGUCGUUGGUGCUAGUGCCGUGCGUACCGCCGGAAGAGUGGGAAGAGGAGAGCUCGUUGAGUCGGAGGAGGAGAGCAUUGAGCGCCGCUACACCUAGCUAGCUGAGAGUGAUAGCGCGCUUCUCUCUCUCCCGCAGUUGUCGUGUUGCCAGUCGGUCUCUCACCGUCCGUCGUCGUCGUCGUCAUCGCCGCCACCGCCGUCUUCGGCGCACUAUCCUAAAUAUCGUCUACUUAAGGACACUCGUUAUUUGUUAAUUAAUUGAUGAUAAAUUGUCAAUUGUGAUUGUUGAUAGCGAAGUGCAUCUGCGGGCUCAAUUUAAAGUUUUUAAAAUGAAUUCAUUAGAAUGUUGGUUAUAAAAUAAUAUUUUUCAGUGAGUUUAAGUUUUUAAAGUUUGAGCUGGCUCGGAACGUUUCGUAAAAGGAUUACAAAAUCGUCGAGGGACACUUGGAGAGAGAACGGGGAAAGGAAAAAAGAGUGAAGCCUACGAGGGAAAGUCUACGUUGCGGCACACUCUACACUCUGUCGCUGGCUGUGUUUAUUUGUGCGUUCUGUGUGAGUGGAUUUUUAAAAUGUUUGUAUCUACGUAUGAGUGUCUUUAAUUUUUCAUUUUUAUUCUUUUAUUUUAUUUCAUUUCGUCUUCAACUUAAUGGACAAAGUGAAAACGAACACGGAAAAAAUAAGUUUAGGGCUGGUUGGCAGACUUUUGCUCAGUGGAUAAAGUGGGGGCUCACAAGUUUAAUCAAAGUUGGAUUGGUUACAGUAUCAAGUGGAAGUGGAAUUUGAGUGCCAGUGGAGGGAAAGAAAAUUCAAACAAGUUGUAGUUGUUGAAGACAAACAACAAGAAGAAGAAGAAGAAAAAGAAAAUCAAGUACUAGUAUAAGAAGAAUAAGAUAAAGACAAAAGAGAAUUUGAAGUUGAGGCCAAAGUUAAGGUUGUCGAAGAAGUAGUAGCUGAUGAGUUGUUAAUAAAAAAAUUGUGUACGCGUGCGCGGUUGCAAUAAGCGCGUUGUUGAGGAAUUAAAAGUCCGCUUAAAAAGGUUAGCGGGAUAAAAAAAGUCGCGCGAAAGGAUAAGAGAAAGGAAUAAGAGCCUUCGAAGUCCUUGAGAGCACCCAGCGGGUAAAAGUGCUGCUGCUGCUAUUGCUCUUGUUGUUGCUGUUAGCUAUUGCUGCCGAUGCUGAUGGAGCCAGCCGGCUGACCCUGGACAACUCACACACAUCACCGAGGGCCUUAUCAUUAUUAUUAUUGUUAUUGUUAUUAUAAUUACUAUUGUUGUUAUCGGUAGCAGUAGUGGUGUGAAAUUCAAAGGAAUAAAAAUUUCUUCACAAAAAAGUUUGUAGAAAAAACAAGAAAAGUUGAAUAAAAAAAAAAUCUAUGUCUUGUGGUCAUAUGCAGUCGUUGACACACUGGAUCGCGGACGCAAAUACUCUGAGGAAUUCAAAGACCAGAGACAACUUGAGUGAGAUUGAUCACAACAAGGGAUUUUAAGUGAAAAAAUCGAUAAAUAUGGAUACGUCGUGUGUUGAUAUUUUCCGGAGGGAAAAAAAAAAUUAUAAAUUAAAGUGAAUAGAGUGUGAGGUGAUGAUUUAUAAUUUUGUUGGUUUUAUUUUAUUAUUUAAUUUAAGUUUAAUAACAUAAAGUGGUAAGUGAUCUCGAAAAUAGUGAUAGCAUAAUUUCGGAGGGCACAAAUUUUGUUGAAUAACAAAUAAUAAAAAUAUACUUCAAUGUACGUCACGUGCUGCUGUUGGCAAUGCACGAUCUCGGAUCACAAAGUCUCGUGGUCAAUUGAGAAGGAUUUUAAUAAUUAUUAUCGACGUAAUUAUUGUUAUUAUUAUAAUUGUUACUGUGAUUGUGAUUGUUACUGUCGUUUUACUGUAUUGAAGAUGAUGAGAAACACUUCGAGAGAGUCUUAACGAUUUUGGAGUAUUAUAGAUUUUUUUUCGUUGCCCGUUGGAUUUUAACGUUUAAUUAAUAACGCUGUACAAUUGACGGAGGAUUUAUUGAGACGAUGUAUACGGACGGUCUGCUGACUCUCCAUUAUGGGAAACAUCCCGCAACCUUGGCUGCAGAGGUCGGGGCAUGGUACAGUGGGGAUCGUCAUGUUGACGUGACCCUGGCUUGUGACGACGGCUCCGUCGUCAGGGCUCAUCGGGUCGUAUUGGCCGCAGCUAGUCCUUUCUUGGCUAGUCUUCUUCGUAACCCGGCAUUGGAUCACGUAGUCCAUUUGUCUGGUGUCAGGAGAAUACAGCUUAUUCAUCUACUUGAGUUUCUUUACAAUGGAGAAGCUCUUAUACCCUCAUCAGAAUUAACACCACUGAGAGAAUUAUUUGAACUCUUACAAAUAAAAUCGGAAUCAUUUGAUCCAAAUCAACCACAAACAUCAACAGAUUCAGAUUCAUUAAGGAUACCAACACCACAACCUUCGGAAAGUCAAGAGAGUUCUAGUUAUGAAUCUCAGUACGACAGCAGGUCGCAAUCAAAUAAUCCAGCAGACUGCUGUUCAGUGCUAAUUAAAAGCGAAGGCUGUGAUGAUGAUCCAGAGCAGGAUGUUGAUGUUGAGGGCGUUGAAGGUGAUACGAUACUAACAGAUAAUGGCGAGAGCAGUAUUGAGCCACCAAGAAGAAGGGAUAGCUCGGAUCCAGUUAACCUUAGUCUUAAUUCUGGUACCUCGACUAAAAGUGAUGGAUCGCAUGAAAUUUCCCACUUGCGGUCGGAGAAGACGCUGCUGGAGAGGCGAGAGUCACUAGAGGAAGCGGAAGAGAGAAGAAGACAGUUAGCGGCGCGACUGUCUCUCGGAUUGGAGCCGGGAAAAAGAAAACCCGAGGAGAUACCUUUGCCUCCUGCGGAGGCAUAUGUCGUUACGCCGCAUCGAAAACGUAGACCGGGAUUCCACAAUGCACCUGCACAAAAUCCGGCAUUCGUGCCAUUUAAUCCGGGAUUUGAGACGCCGAGGAGGCUAGCUGCGCCACAUCCACUCAGUGUAUCUGCUCCACCCUACCUGGACAGGUCAGUUACACCACCAGGAGCAUCACACAGACCACCAAGUGCCGACCCAGCAUCUGCGGGUGGUCUAGAACCACCGUGGGGUGCAUGGACACUACCCCCAGCGCGAGCACCACCGCCUCCCUCGGCCGAAGACCCGCCAAAAUGUACGCCCGUACGCGAGUACCGCUGUACCUACUGCGGGAAGCAGUUCGGUAUGUCGUGGAACUUGAAAACUCACUUGCGAGUACACACUGGCGAAAAACCAUUCGCCUGUCGCCUCUGUGUCGCCAUGUUCAAGCAAAAAGCUCAUCUACUGAAGCACCUUUGCUCUGUACACAGAGGCGUUAUUGCAGCCCCGGACAAUACAUUCACAUGCUGUUUCUGUUCCCUCAGUUUUGACAGCCUCCAAGAACUCAUACGACAUCUCUCUGGACCACACAAUAAUCUUCUGUUAAGUAAAAACCUUCACGACUAACGACAGUACUAAAGAUCUACCGGAAUAAAAAUAAAUUCGCUGAUAAAUUGACUCUGAUUCUUUAAAAUAAGAGCCUAUGAAAUAUUUAUUUAUUUAUUUUUUUCAUUCAAUCAAUCAAUUAAAUGAAUAAAGUAAAAAAAAAAACGAUACCGGUACGAUCUUUUAAAUACAAAUAAACAUUGACAAUAAAUUAAAACUCAAAUAUUAAUUACGAGAUUAUUUAUGCGAGCGAUGAAAUUAUUACCUCAGAUAAAAAUAUAUACUUCAUUGUAUUAAUGAAUUUUAAAAAUAAUUAAAUUUUAUCUGAGUAUGUAAUAAAUUUCGAGCACGAAUUUAAUAAAAGUAAUGAUAAUAAUAAUUUAAUAAAUUAAAAAAAAAAAGUAUUGAGUAGUCUAAUAGAAGGAAAAUAAAAUAAAAUUGUCGUAAGAUUUAAUUAUAAAUCUCACCGGACAAAUCACUUGUUUGAGCAAUUAAUUUAUGAGAUAAUUAUUAAUAUAAUGAAUAUAAAAUAAUAAAAUUUAAACAUUUAAACUGUAAAUGUUUGAAUAAAUAUUUAAGAUUCUCUUGUAAAUAAUGUUACAUAAUUUUAGAUAAAAAAAAAAAUAAAUGGACAUUAUUAAUUAUUUAUUUAUAAUAAUUAUACAAAGGGACCAACCGACUUUCCACCGAUUUUUUCGUCUUAAGUAGUUAGUAAUUAUUCCUGCCUAUCGUAUCGUUAAAUUACAGUACAGUAGUGAGCUUUUAACUCGUGUGAAAAUGAGUAAUUAUUAUUUUUAUUAAUUAAUUUUCUUCAUCAAAGUAAUGAUAAUAUUUUUCGUAAAUGAUAACCACCGAAUUCACAACCUCACGUUUUAAAAAAGCUGUUGCUUUAAUUAUUAUUUAAUAAAUAAUUAUUAUUUUUUUCAUUUUAUUUCUAUUAAUAAUUGUAAUAAAGUUUAAUUAGAUUAUUAAAAUGUUAUGUACCUGAAGAUCAGAACGUUUUUCGUGAAACGAAAAUCAAAAAACAAAAUGAAAAGUAAGAAAUCUACUGGAUCUAGAGUUUUGAAAUGUUUCGUACAUGCGCUAGUAUCUCAGCCGAAAAUUGCAGGCCACCCCAACUACCCCUUAAGCAGUAAAUUAUACAAAUUUUUCAUUUUCGUUGCGCGAAAAACGUUCCGAUCUUCAGGUACAUAAAAUGUUGUAAAACUUUGUGACCUGCAUGCGACGUAUGUGCCUUGUUGGGUCCAAAUUAGGUCGAUUGGGCAGUGAUUUCAUGUGUUCAUAGGCUUAAGUGUGUACGAAAGAAUGCCCGCUUUAAUUACGUCGAUUAAAUAGGCAGGUUAAUUAAUUAAUUAAUUAAUUAAUUUUUUAGUUAUUAAGUAGAUUUAGAUUUUAAUAGGCAUAUAUAAAUAUAUACAUAUAUAGACAUUUAUUUAUGUAUAUAUAUGGAUAAACAUAGCGGUAAGCCCAAUUAAUUACAUAAUUGUAACGGUGACAUAACUUUGACGCAGGCCGUCAGGAUUUUUUUUUAUUAUUAAACCUUCAGGUGCCUUUAAUUAAUUGGCCUUUUUUUAUUUAAAUUUUUCGAUGUCCGUUAAUUUCUUUUCUUUUUUUUGUCCCCAAAUUAACCGUUAAUUAGCAAUCGAUAUUUAAAAAAUUAGUUACUUUUUUUUGUAAAAAAUAAAAUUCGUUUUUAGAAUUUUAUUUUAUGAAAUUUAAUGUACAAAGAAUGUGAAUAAUUGGUUGAGAGUGGGAUAAAUUUUUUAAAUUAUAAGAGGCAAUAAGUACAAGAAUUUAUAAAAAAACACUAAUCGUGCCGCGAAACACCCCAGCAGAAUGCAUAAUUAAUAGCGCACAUAAUAUACAUAUUAAAUAAAUAAACAAUAAAUAAUGAUAAUUAAUAAUAAUAAUAAUAAUAAUUAUAAUUAUUUUAUCUUCCGAAGCAGUACACCAAAGAUAUGUUCGUAGGACCGUUUCGAGUGGAUAAGUAAGUUAUUUUUGAGUUUGUUGUAAUUAUAAAAAAAAAAAAAAUGUAAUGUGGAAAGUAAAAUAAAAUUGAUAUAAAAAGAAAUGAUUUAAAAAAAAAAAAGCGACGAGACCUGAGUUAAAUCUUGUGGAUUUUUCUAUACGACGCCUACGACAGAUCGUUGUACACUCAUAUUUAAAAUAAAUGAUAAGAAAAAUAAAAAAUUU
Microplitis mediator is the source of this 6307-nucleotide messenger RNA. RefSeq names its product transcription factor Ken (gene ken). The record is from RefSeq and is a predicted model, not a curated record. Lineage: Eukaryota; Metazoa; Arthropoda; Insecta; Hymenoptera; Braconidae. Gene Ontology annotation, cellular component: nucleus. The transcript is spliced from 6 exons. Gene Ontology annotation, biological process: regulation of transcription by RNA polymerase II. Gene Ontology annotation, molecular function: RNA polymerase II cis-regulatory region sequence-specific DNA binding; DNA-binding transcription factor activity; protein binding. Bases 2684 to 4135 code for a protein of 483 amino acids.